This is a messenger RNA of Lathyrus sativus (Indian pea), 1776 nucleotides long. Lineage: Eukaryota; Viridiplantae; Streptophyta; Magnoliopsida; Fabales; Fabaceae. The record is from the annotation of a GenBank genome assembly.
AUGGAAGAAUACAGAGAGCGGCGGGAAGAAACAAAAAGAGAAGGAUCAAAGUCUGCAGAAUACCAAGCAGUGAUACGCGCAGGCCCACACGUGCGACCCCUCAAACAAGCUCACGCUCAUCUCAUUGUCACAGGUUGCCACCGUAGCCGAGCUCUCCUCACCAAACUCCUCACCCUCUCUUGCGCCGCCGGUUCCAUCGCUUACACCCGCCGUCUCUUCCUCUCCGUCACCGACCCCGAUUCAUUUCUCUUCAACUCCCUCAUUAAAGCCUCCUCCCAACACGGUUUCUCACUCGACACCAUCCUUUUCUACCGUCACAUGCUCUUUUCCCCUCACAAACCUUCCUCCUACACCUUUACCUCGGUUUUCAAAGCUUGCGCUCAUCUCUCUGCUCUUAAACUAGGAACCCUUCUCCAUUCCCACGUUUUCGUUUCUGGGUAUGCUUCGAAUCCAUUUGUCCAAGCCGCAAUAGUGUCCUUUUAUGCUAAAUCAAGUGCACUGAGUUUCUCCCGGAAGGUGUUUGAUAAAAUGCCGCAACAAAGUGUAGUUGCUUGGAACACCAUGAUUUCCGGUUACGAGCAAAACGGGUUUGCAAAUGAAGCAAUGACACUGUUUCAUAAGAUGAAUGAAUUGGGGGUUCGUCCCGAUUCUGCGACUUUCGUUUCUGUGUCAUCAGCUUGUUCUCAAAUUGGAUCUCUUGAAUUGGGAUGUUGGGUGCAUGACAGUAUCAUUAGUAAUGGGAUUCACGUCAAUGUGAUUCUUGGUACUUCUUUGAUAAACAUGUUUUCACGGUGUGGUGAUGUUAGCAGGGCGCGUAAUGUUUUUGAUUCUACAAGUGAAGGAAAUGUUAUAGCUUGGACAGCUAUGAUAUCUGGGUAUGGUAUGCAUGGUUAUGGAGUUGAAGCAAUAGAGCUAUUCUAUAAAAUGAAAAAAGCAAGCAGGCUCGCUCCUAAUACUGUUACAUUUGUUGCUGUUUUAUCCGCAUGUGCUCAUGCAGGGCUAAUACGUGAAGGGAGAGAAAUUUUCGCAAGCAUGAAAGAAGAGCAUGGUGUGAUUCCUGGAGUGGAACACCAUGUUUGCAUGGUUGAUAUGCUUGGGAAAGCUGGUUUGCUAACUGAAGCAUAUGAUUUCAUCAAAGAGCUUAGGCCCGGGGAGCUUGUUCCAGCGGUGUGGACUGCAAUGCUUGGUGCUUGCAAGAUGCAUAAGAAUUUUGAUCUUGGUGUGGAAGCUGCUCAGCAUCUCAUUUCCUUAGAGCCAGAGAAUCCCAGCCAUUAUGUAUUGCUUUCUAAUAUGUAUGCAUUUGCUGGAAGAAUGGAUAGAGUGGAAUCUGUUAGAAAUGUAAUGAUCCAAAGAGGUAUUAAAAAGCAAGUGGGUUAUAGCUCUAUUGAUGUCAACAACAUAUCAUAUCUUUUUAGUAUGGGUGAUAAGUCCCAUCCUGAGACCGAAGAGAUUUACCAGUAUUUGGAUAAGUUGAUGUGGAGGUGCAAGGAAGCAGGUUAUGCACCUCUUCCUGAAUCAGCAAUGCAUGAGUUGGAAGAAGAAGAGAGGGAGUAUGCCCUCAGACACCAUAGUGAGAAACUUGCAGUAGCAUUCGGGCUGAUGAAAACUAGCCAUGGAACUACUCUCAGGAUUGUCAAGAACCUUAGGAUAUGUGAAGACUGUCAUUCAGCAAUUAAGUUCAUCUCUGUUGUGACAAAUAGAGAGAUAAUUAUUCGGGAUAAGCUUCGAUUCCAUCAUUUCAAAGAAGGCUCUUGUUCUUGUUUAGAUUAUUGGUGA